UCAAUACAAAGUUGUUAGGUAUUGUUAAUUGUUAGGAGAAAAAGCAAUAACUACUGAGAUCUGAGUUGUCUAACUUGAAGGCUUUUACGCCAGAACAAAGCUAUCCAUUGUUGAGACACUUAUUUAUAAUACGUUAUGGGAGAGAACAAUGAAUUUAGGGAUUCGGAUUGUCGGCGCGCGGAAGUACCAGAUUACAUCGCGGCCCGCCGUGAGAGGGGUAAAUUGGCCCAGCGAGCAUUUAGACAAAGGCAGAUCGACACUAUCCGGAGUCUAGAAGAAGAGAACCGCAAACUUCGCAGGGCCAUUUCGGCAAUAAGCGACGCGGCGGAUCGUAAUGACGCCACCAUAUCGCAAGCAAUCGCCGAGGCCCGUAAGGUCGCCGGCAUUACGACCCCCGAGGCUAAGCGCAAACAACCCGCGCCAGUGAUCCCGGAUUUGAAUAGCUCUAGCUGGUCGAGUAUCACUCCCAUUGAAGCUACACCGGUUGCAGCUCCUGCGUCAUCUCAGGAAAGUAGUAGUCUUGAUGAUUUCUCAUUGGCAUCAUUUCAAAUCAGUGAUCAAGCGAAUAGCUGGUCACAAUUCUUGUCAAUGACGAGUUCCGAUGCAUACGAUUUAACGACAAAUAUAAACGAUUUUGACGGCGGCUUGGGCUUGUCCAUGUCAAAUCCAGAUUACCUCGGGGGACAAAUAGUUCCCACGGGGGUUUCAACCGCAUUCGAACCAGAUAGAGCCAUCCACAUCGCGGAUCCCCCACCGGAUAUCAUCCCUUACAUGGGUGAUAAGGCCUACACUUUAGCUGGCCAAAUUUACUGGGCAGCAUUAGCUUUCGGUUUCCAAGCGCUACGAGCCAUAAUCUCCUCGGCGACGCCUCCACCGGUAGCCGUGGACAUCAUUACAAAUCAGUGGUGUUUUACGUCAAAGCGUCUGGCCCUUCCGCAGAUAAUGCGCUUGAUGUACGCGCGACUUACUUUUCGACGCUAUGGCUACUUCCAUCUCGCUAGCGAUAAGCAUAGGGAGGAAAUAAAGAGCUUCUUAGACCCGAACCUAGGAAAACGUCUGAGUAUCGCACUAUGCGACGAGGCCAAUAAGGAUGGCUUUAGAAAAGCCGAUUUCUUGUCGCCGCUGGACUUCGAGAGAGAGCUGCGGGAACGUUUUCGUGAUGAUUACCCCAUAUUUGAGGCGGCGCUCAGAGGUCAGGCGCUCGAUCAGGAGCAUGUUGCAUGCAUGCGGAAACUAAUACAGCUUAUGUCGCGCCAGGCUGUCUGCUUUGGGGACGGUCCAAGAUGGCGGCCGGAGUCCGUCGACACGUUGGUAGAUGGCUGGAAAAUGAGUACAAGACCAUUUGCGGUACACUGACUUCCCCUAUGAACGUCCUAUAUGGUUAUAUUAGAUGAGCUCGUCGUUACGCUGGUGCUCCUUGUUUCAGAGAUGUUUACUGAAACUAGCGACCAAUCUUUUCUAAGCACAGUAAACGGUGUCUUGGACGAUUAAUGUGUAUAUAACUGACCUCCUUCCUCAUCCAUCCUAGCAAUAACUUACGUCAAUAUACAAUAUAUUAGAAA
Molecule: messenger RNA, 1562 nt
Organism: Daldinia vernicosa
Lineage: Eukaryota; Fungi; Ascomycota; Sordariomycetes; Xylariales; Hypoxylaceae
Exons: 3
Coding region: 136-1356 (406 amino acids)
Biological process (GO): regulation of DNA-templated transcription
Molecular function (GO): DNA-binding transcription factor activity
Source: RefSeq, a predicted model, not a curated record